Messenger RNA from Hylaeus anthracinus, 1215 nucleotides. It is a transcript of the gene Gip, whose product is annotated as putative hydroxypyruvate isomerase. Gene Ontology annotation, molecular function: hydroxypyruvate isomerase activity. The transcript is spliced from 6 exons. Gene Ontology annotation, biological process: glyoxylate metabolic process. Bases 218 to 1009 code for a protein of 263 amino acids. The record is from RefSeq and is a predicted model, not a curated record. Lineage: Eukaryota; Metazoa; Arthropoda; Insecta; Hymenoptera; Colletidae.
AAUAGAGGUUAAGUUAUGGUUAGUUUACAUGCAGUAGUUAACUUUGAUAGUAACUAAUAAAUUUUCUUACUAGGUAUUGCGGAAUAAAGACAAAAUAAAACUAUACUUAUCAUAGAAAGAUAAUGGAACUUAUAUAAUAUCAGAAGUACUAAAUUGAUAAUAGCAGCUUUACCAUAAGGAAUUGUAAUUACUUUAUUUAAGGAGGUUUGGCAUCAAUAUGACUAAUUUAAAGUUCGCUGCCAACUUAUCCUUUAUGUUUAAAGAGGCACAGUCUAUUACUGAAAGAUAUAAAUUAGCAAAAGAAGCUGGCUUUACUGCUGUUGAAAGUGGAUUUCCUUUUGGUUUUACCAUUAAAGAUGUAUCAGAAGCAAAGAGAAAUGCAGGUGUCGAACAGAUUCUUAUAAAUGUAUUUACAGGUGAUGUAUCAAAAGGAGAAUUAGGAUUUGCAGCAAUACCUGGAGAAGAAGAUAACUUUAAAAAGAGUAUUAAUUUGACAAUAGAGUAUGCAAAAGCUUUAGGUUGUAAACGAAUUCAUGUAAUGUCGGGUAAAGUGGGUAAAGUAACAUCUGAUAAUGAUGAUGUUUACGAAAAGAAUCUUUUGUAUGCAGUUGAAUAUUUUCAAAGAGAAGGAAUUGUUGGCCUUAUUGAACCUAUCAAUAGUAUCUCAGUUCCAAAUUAUUACAUGAAUAGUUUUCGAAAAGGUUUAGAUAUAGUAAAAAGAAUAAACAGCCCAAACUUGAAGCUGUUGUUGGAUAUCUUUCACCUACAACAUAUUUCGGGCAAUAUUACGAAAAACAUUAAGGAACUUUUACCUUAUAUAGGUCACGUACAAAUUGCUCAAGUUCCAGACAGGCACGAGCCUGAUACUCCAGGAGAAAUAAAUUAUAAAUAUGUUCUUUCCACAUUAGAGAAAGAAGGAUAUAAUGGAUACAUUGGUUUAGAGUAUUUACCAAAAUCUUCUUCUGUAGAAGGAUUAAGUUGGAUACAAAAAUAUGGUUACAUAUUGUAAUAAUAAUGUCCUAACAUUUGCUGAAAGUUUCCAUCUGCAGUAUAACUAUAUUAUUUUUUACUAUUACUUAGGGGAAGAAUAAGGAAUCUUUUACAAAAAUUACAUACAUUUUUACAUUAUAAUAUAAGCCAUGUUAUUACAAUUUAAUUCUUACUAUAAAUGUUAUAUACAUGACAGAACAAAUAAACAAAAUUUUGUUUUGUUAA